AUGAAUACUUUAAUGAAUAUAUCGUCAGUAAUAUACUCGCCAAAUACGUGGUUACCAGUCGAUGUUACAUGGGAUCAUUUAAACAAGUAUAUCGAUAAUACAAUUUUUAUAUAUUCAUUACCGAUAGCCGUAAUUCUGAUGAUAAUGAAAUAUUUUUUAGAAAGAUGUUGCUUCGUAUAUUUUGGUAAAUGUCUUGGUAUAAAUGAUACGAAAGUAAAAAUGGUACCGCCAAAUGAAAUAUUGGAGAAAGCUUACAUCAAUCAAAAAUUACAAGAGAAACAGAUAUUAUCAUUGGCUAAACAAUUGGAUUUAUCUGAACGACAAAUUAAAAAAUGGAUUAGAAUUAGAUGUUCUCAAAAUAAAUCAUCCAAGUUGAGAAAAUUUUGCGAAAGUGGCUGGAGAUGUUUCUAUUAUACAUGUUCAUUCUCAUACGGACUUAUUAUUUUAUGGAAUAAACCAUGGUUAUGGGAUAUAAAUCAUUGUUAUUACAACUAUCCAAAUCAUGUAGUGACCAAUGACAUAUGGUGGUAUUACGCAAUAUCUAUUGGAUUUUACCUAUUGUCGAGUAUUUCUCAAUUCUUUGAUGUAAAAACAAAAGAUUUUUGGCAAAUAUUUAUUCAUCACAUGAUCACUAAUCUAUUAUUGUACAUUUCGUGGCUCAUGAAUUGGAUACGGAUUGGCUCAUUAAUUUUAUUAUUACAUGAUUCUUCUGAAAUAUUCUUAGAAAUGGCAAAAAUGACAAAUUAUGCUAAUUAUCAACGAACUUGCGAUUUAUUAUUUAUUAUUUUCACAAUAAUAUGGAUUGUCACACGUAUUUGUAUUUUUCCUUUUUGGAUAAUUCACAGUGCAAUUACUGAAGUGUCCAAACUUAUGAUAAAUCUAUCAUUCUAUAUUUUUAGUACAUUAUUGAGUCUAUUAUUUGUCCUACAUGUAAUUUGGACUUGUGUUAUUAUUAGGAUCGCAUACAAUGCUUUCUAUGUUGGUCAGGUUGAAGGUGAUAUAAGAAGUGAAAGCGACGAAAGUGAUAUAGAAAAUUUUGACAAUUAUACAAUUAGAAAUGAUGCAACAAGUUAUACUGAAAAACGAAGUCAUAGAAAACAAACGCAUUAA
Polistes canadensis is the source of this 1110-nucleotide messenger RNA. Its product is annotated as ceramide synthase 5-like. The transcript has 7 exons. Lineage: Eukaryota; Metazoa; Arthropoda; Insecta; Hymenoptera; Vespidae. Gene Ontology annotation, cellular component: membrane. The record is from RefSeq and is a predicted model, not a curated record. Gene Ontology annotation, biological process: ceramide biosynthetic process. Bases 1 to 1110 code for a protein of 369 amino acids. Gene Ontology annotation, molecular function: DNA binding; sphingosine N-acyltransferase activity.